This is a messenger RNA of Suillus discolor, 396 nucleotides long. RefSeq lists its product as uncharacterized. Bases 1 to 396 code for a protein of 131 amino acids. The record is from RefSeq and is a predicted model, not a curated record. NCBI's taxonomy places the organism in Eukaryota, Fungi, Basidiomycota, Agaricomycetes, Boletales, Suillaceae. The transcript has 2 exons.
AUGAGGCGUGGGAACAUUGUUGGAUAUGCUGGUAAAUUAGAGGUGGAGAUUGUGGCAGAUGGGACUACUGGUGGGGAGGUCACUGAUGGUCCUAGGACUAUCAUGGUCCAGUGCAUAAAAAGGUCACUUGCUUCUCAUCCUGCACCCAAGCCUAAGCGCCCUUGCCUCAACAUUGAGGCCCAGUUGGACAAAGCACACACCAAAGCUGCGCAGCUCUGGCUUAAGAAGACUGAGCUCCAAAAACAGAACAAUAAGUACCAAGAGACACUGAUUGACAUGCAUCAGCACUCCCAGACACAAGAAUCAGAGUUGCUUCAUAUGAGCAACCACCUUUACUUGCUGUUGCACAAUUGGGGGUCAUGGGAGAAGGAGUUUGGUGAGAUCAUUGGGGAGUAG